AAGAAGCCUUACUCUCUCCCUCUUUCUCUCUCACCAAUCCUAUUACGCUUCUUUCGUCGUUAAUUUUGCUGACCGAUGAAAUUGUCCUCUUUGUAGCUUCCUGCUAUGGCGUCGUUACAAAUCCUGAAACUCACACUCUCUUCGGUUUCCGUUUCUCAAUCGAAUUGUCCGAGAAAAUCGACAUGGACUUCCCGGGAGCCGUAUUUCCGGGAAAGGAUGAUCAAGGUGCGAACUUUCGGCGGUUCGAAUUCUUGCAGAAGGUUUAGGAUCAGCUGUAAAGCUCAAGACACCGACAACCAAAGCAAUGGUGAAGAACCCACAGAGUCAUUAUUUAUGAAGGAACUAAAGAAGAGAGGAAUGACUCCUACUUCAUUGCUUGAAGAUUAUAAGCAAGGUGACUAUGAAAUGGAUGAGGAGAUGAAUAUGAAUGGAGAAGAUAGAGGUUUUCCUAAAAGAAAUGCUGUCUCUACCAAUGUUGAGAGGAGCCUAGACAAUCAAAGGGAGCGAUCUAUGGCACUGAACAGCGAAGGUCUUGAGGGGCUGAUACCUCGGGCUAAACUUUUGUUGUCUCUUGGAGGGACAUUUUUCCUGGCAUUUUGGCCACUGAUUCUCAUAAUCAUUGUGGCUUUUUCUGCUCUCUACCUUUACUUUGGACCGAGUUUUGUACAUGAUGCUUCCAAGAUGCCUCCCUCACCUCCGCAAUAUGUGGAUCCUUAUGCCCUUCUGGAAGAUGAAAGAAUAUCUCAGAUGGCGCCUAGUCUCAAUUGAAAGGCAAGAAUUUACAUACGUAAGAUUGUAGUUACAUAUGUCUCAUUUCAGCUCUCUUUCCAUCUGUAUAUGUCUCCUUUGUAAAAUAUCACCCUGGAAGAACUUGUGUAGUUAUUGCUUUGAUGCUCAUUUUUAUUCACUUCAAAUCUCACUGUCUCUCCAAGCUUGUGGGCUUACAUAACAUAAAGUUUUUUUAUUUA
Neltuma alba is the source of this 968-nucleotide messenger RNA. RefSeq lists its product as uncharacterized. The coding region runs from base 106 to 768 and encodes 220 amino acids. The record is from RefSeq and is a predicted model, not a curated record. The transcript has 4 exons. Lineage: Eukaryota; Viridiplantae; Streptophyta; Magnoliopsida; Fabales; Fabaceae.